UGUGUUUGCCUCGCGGGUAAGACCUGGUGUCUUACACUGAGGAGGACAGUCUGUCUGAUUUUGACGACCUGGUUCCUUACCUGGUUACUUUACUCGAGAGGGACUCAAAUAAGGAAGUAGUCCUAGAAGUCUACGGGGUUUCCCACAGUGGACCCUGCUGAACUGCCAACUCUUGAUUGAUUCACCAAUCGGUUGCCGACGUUGACCACUCAAUUGGCCUCAUACUCUGACUGAAGCCGAAACCCCAAAUCGACUGUGUUUAUGAAGAAAAGCUCUUCAUCCAGUGACCGGUAAAUUUCUUAAACCAACUUGUGAAUCUUUAUUUACUGCAAUAAGUGGUUCUCCGUACAUCGGGGUCAGGCACCCAACACAGGCAAUCCACACAGUGAUACCAUGUGGCACCCGGAACAGUGUGGGAUGGAGAUGAAGCCUGAAGCUUCCAGACAAUGUCGAAAAAGGAAGCACCAGGAGGAAGGAGGCACGGACACGGAGUCUGAAGCUUUGAGACAUGGUCGAAAAUUGAAACUCCAGGAUGAGGGUAGAACCGAUUGGAAGUUUGAAGAGUCCAGCAAGGCUCAGAAGAGGCUAGCUCAGGAACAGCAAGAUGUAUGGCUUCAGAGUGAACAGGCAGUCAUGGAGCAGCCACGGAAAGCCCGGGAAGAGAGGCCAAGACAAGUAAAGAUCCUAGACGUGGCCAAGGGUCCACAGGAGCAGGCUGUAACCGGGAGAAAAUCUCCUGAUGGUGGCAAGGGCCUUAAGCAGCCCUAUUGGGUCAUGAAGGAAUUUUCUAUAGACCACCAUAGGAUAAAGUACCAAAAGGUACAGCAGAACCUUCAACGCAAUGAUGACAUGAUCUCUGACCCACCCAGGGCUCACAGUUCACUUAAGGAUAGUUUGAAGGUUAAAGGGUGUGUGGAAGAACACAGUCAUGGACACAGAACAACUAAGUGUGAUGCUAUUCAAUCCACUCUUGUUGCCACAAGAGAAUGUCUGUCACCAGACAAAAUAGUAAAGAUUUGUCCAGAAGAAUCUUCUGAUACAAAGAAGAAAGCUGGAGUAUACUUUGAAGAAAGAAGGGGACACCACUUGGAGUCUGACUUGCAAGGAAUACAGGCUCAAAUCCUGCAUAGUGGCAGCCGCAGGUUACUUCCCAACAAGACGCCCAUAUUUCCAACAAAGGAAAAGCCUGUUGCAGAGGAAGGACAGUUCAGAGGAACAGAUGAAGUCUGUGAUAUUACCGAGGACAUGGAAAAAGAAAUCAAGAAGGCACUAGGUCCAGGGCCCCAAGAGGAAAUCUUAAGUAGUGCAUUCAAAUUGCGCAUUACUCGAGGAGAUAUCCAGACCCUAGAGCCUGGUGAAUGGCUCAAUGACCAGGUAAUGAAUUUUUACAUGAAUCUUCUGGUUAAGAGAAGUGAAAAGGAAAGCUACCCUGCUCUUCAUGUGUUUAUCACGUUUUUUUACCCUAAGCUAAAACAUGGCGGCUACAGUGCUGUGAAGAGAUGGACUCGAGCAAUGGAUCUCUUUGAAAAGGAAAUUAUUUUAGUGCCUAUCCACCAGAACGCACAUUGGAGUCUGAUAGAAAUCGACCUCAGAAAACAGAGUAUUAAAUAUUAUGACUCAAUGGGACACACAGGACAGAGCAUUUGUGAGACCAUCUUUCAAUAUUUACAAAAUGAGAGCAAGACUCGAAGGAACAUUGAGCUGAACCCUUUUGAGUGGAAGCAAUACAGCAUGACAUCAGAGGAGAUUCCUCAACAGCUGAACGGGAGCGACUGUGGCGUGUUUACCUGCAAAUAUGCAGAUUACAUUUCUAGAGACCAACCUGCCACCUUUUCUCAGCAGCACAUGCCCAUCUUUAGGAAGAGGAUGGUAUCGGAGAUCCUGCACAGUCACUUACUGUAACAACCUCCUCCCGGUUGCUAUGGCACCCAUGUACUUUUCUAUCGAUGCCUCUCUAUACCUCAAGCAGGAUGGCUUGAAAAUAUUGAAAACAGAUACUGAGCUGUCCAACAGGCAUGAAUCCCACUCUCUUCAAUGUAGUCCUAACUUGGGGAGUCUCGCCCGGUGCGGCCUAUAGGAUGCAUGUAACUACCGCAAGCAUAGGAACUGCUGUUCAACCCACGCAAGAACACGUUUCAAUAUAUUGUCUAAUGCUGGAUUUAGUUUAUAAAUUGUUUUUUUUUGUCUUCUUUCCCCUCCAUGAUAGUUUGUUUCAUUAACUCAUUUGUAAACCUUGGCAGUUGUCAAUUUCUAUUAUUAUUAAUAUUAUUUCUAUAUUCUAUUAUUUUUUUGUUAUUAUUAUAUCUAUCAACUGUAUUCCUUGUUUGAACUGUUUAUCCCUGAAAGGCAUGUCCCAUUACAGUGCUAUCUCCACUGGAGAUCAGGAGGGACAACAACAAGAGGAGGCAGGCAGUGUCCACUAGAAUCUCUAAUGCUGGUGAUGGAGCUGCUAAAUUGAAGCUGGGGGGUUUUGUGUAUUUUUUUUAACAUUUGAGUAUUCAUGAAUUGUACCAAGUGAUUCUUUUCUGACUCAUCAAACUCUAUUAGACUUGCCUAGGUAGUAGACAUAUAUGACCUUAGUAUGUGAUCACGCUGCUGCCUGCCUGUCUUGGAGUCAUGUAGACCUGUGUGACUAUAGGAUGUGGUCAAGCUGCUGCCUAGCUGUCCAGGGCUCAACUAGACCUGUGUGAUCAUAGGAUAUGGUCAAGCUGCUGACUCCCUAUCCAGGACCCAUGUAGACCUGUGUGGCUCAAGGGUGUGGCUAAGCUGCUGCCUGCUGUCCAAGAUUUAUGUAGACCUGUGUGGCCAGUGGAUAUGGCCAACUACUGCCUGCUUGUCCAGGACUGUAAAGGCAAGCAUUAUGGUCAUCCAAAUACACAGGCUUUCCCAGAAUUAAUGGGUCCAGCCUUAGUUUUGGAAGCUGAUUGAAAAUAACUGUAAUAGUAAAUAUCCAUUUUUAUCUCAGGUCUCAGUGAAUCCCAACCUCAGGUUUACUGGGAUUGUAUUGAAUCAGUUGAACAGUUUUAUUUAAUUUAAAGUUAUGUUUGUUUACUUGAUUUUUAGAUUACUAUUAUUAUAUUCAAUUCCCACUGUGGCAGUGGGGAUUUUCUAUUUAACCUUGACAUUGCCAAUUAUAGAAUAAUCAAUUUCAUGUUUGAUAUACUUGUAUCUC
This is a messenger RNA of Myodes glareolus (Bank vole), 3172 nucleotides long. The record is from RefSeq and is a predicted model, not a curated record. NCBI's taxonomy places the organism in Eukaryota, Metazoa, Chordata, Mammalia, Rodentia, Cricetidae.